Messenger RNA from Cinara cedri, 300 nucleotides. NCBI's taxonomy places the organism in Eukaryota, Metazoa, Arthropoda, Insecta, Hemiptera, Aphididae. The record is from the annotation of a GenBank genome assembly.
AUGAUUGUAGAAACUUAUGGUGAACGUUAUAUUAGUAAAAGAAUGUGUCGGGAAUGGUUUCAUAAGUUUAAAAAUGAUGAAUAUGACGUAGAAGACAAGGAACGUCCCGGACCCGUGAAAAAAUUCGAGGACGUAAAAUUGGAGACUUUGUUGGAUGAAGAUUCUUGUAGAACGCAACGGGAACUUGCAAAUUUAUUGGGCGUGACAUCAGCAAGCCGUUUCUCAUCGCUUAAAAUGUUUAGGAAUGAUCCAAAAACUGGAACAUUGGGUGCCAUACGAGUUGAAGCCGAGGGACAUUGA